Lolium perenne is the source of this 1906-nucleotide messenger RNA. RefSeq lists its product as uncharacterized. NCBI's taxonomy places the organism in Eukaryota, Viridiplantae, Streptophyta, Magnoliopsida, Poales, Poaceae. Gene Ontology annotation, biological process: microtubule cytoskeleton organization. Gene Ontology annotation, molecular function: microtubule binding. The record is from RefSeq and is a predicted model, not a curated record.
UUCGAACCAACAAAAGCAGGAGGCAGGGGACCCAAUGCAAAAGGAAAGCAAGGCCGCAGCGAAAGCUGCCUCCGAGCUAACCCUUCUUCAAACCAACGAACCCAUCUCCUCCUCCAACUCCACCCCCCCCCCCCCCCUCCCCCCUUCAGUCCCCUGCCCUCUCUUACAAAUACCUCCAUCGUCCUGUGCUUCCGCCGUCGAAUUAACCAGCCGCCGAUCAGUCCAUCGAGAAGGAAGAAGUACAGAGCUAAUCAAAGGGCCAAGAAACUCGAGUACUCCAAUCUUCCAAAGAGGAGCUGGAUUUUUCCUUCAUCCUUUCGUCUAGUGAUAACAUGGAGGAUAAGUGUGACCAUCCAGCAGAACUUUUGGGCACUGUCGAUGCUGAAAGUUCUUUGCUAUCGCAAUCUGAGGAUGCCGUCUCGGAACCAUUAGAAACUGCUGAUGUUAACGGAGCUACUGAACAUGAUGGUUCCUCAGACACUGGCCAUGCUGAACAGACUGAUGACGAGCCUGCUACAAAGGAAACCUCUGCUAUUAAUGUUGAGAAAGGAGAUGUGGCGCAACCCUGUGUUGAAAGUAGUGCUGAUGAACAAGAGAAUCAAAAAAUGUUUCCGGUGACAGGAACAGAUGCAAGUGAUAGUACCUCAGUCACAUCUAUGGAAGAUGGGCUGGAACCCAAAAAAGGUGCUCAGUCAGAGCCAGGAGAUGUUAGUGGGUACCCUCCUGAUCUAUCCAAUGACAAGUCUUCCACUGGAAAUGGAAAUGUGUACGAAAAUGCAAAGUGCGUAUUGACAAAUUCGACCAAGAAGAUGAAGAGAAGUAAAUCUGCAACUACGAGGAAGCCACUACAAGCUACUAACAAAAAUAGUCCGGAUAACUGGAAUGACUCUACUCUCACAAACUCGAAAUCAUUGAACGGAAAGACUACUACUGUCCCAUCAAGCCCUGUCUUCAGAUGUACUGAACGUGCCGAGAAGCGCAGAGAAUACUAUUCGAAGUUGGAGGAGAAACAUCAAGCUAUGGAGGAACAGAAAACUCAGUUGGAAGCUAGGUUGAAGAGAGAACAGGAGGAGGCUCUCAGGCUACUGAGGAAAAGCCUGACAUUCAAGGCCACACCCAUGCCAAGCUUCUACCAUGAGGCACCUUCUCCCAAGGCUGAAUACAAGAAGCUACCCACAACCCGUCCCAAGUCACCGAAGCUGGGGAGGAAGAAGGCUUCCAUGAACACCUCACACUCGUCGGAGGAGGGUGAGAGCACGAGACCAUACUGCCGUGCGAGCCGUGACAGCCUUGGCAACCACUGUAAGUGCCACAGCAGCACCAAGCCGCAGCAGCAGCAUCCUGCAGCAAACGCUAGGCACGCUGCAGCCGCGUCCAAGAAGCGAGCCAAGAACCAUGCCCACAAGGUAUCAGUGCUCAACAUCGCUGUGUGCUAGUUGCAGCAGCAGCAACUGCUGCUUCACCUUCCUCCUGCAGUGCUUGGUCCAGUGAUACUUGGCGUUUGCUUCACAUAAAUCAUGGUGGAACCUGAAUCCAGGAGAAGGGGAAACAGAGGUUGUUCAUUUUUUCCUUAAGUUAUGAGAGCAACUUAUGCUUCGAUCACGGCUUGUGGUGCUUUUGGUGUAGAUAAUAAGUUAUUGUCAUGAUGAUGGUCUUGCACAAGGGGUGUGCAUGUGCCAUGAGUGAAGUCAGUCACAAGUGUUUUAUUUAUGUUAAUAUUUUUCUCUCACUUUGCUUAUUUAUUCUGAGAUGUGAGAGCGGCAUGUGCUCUCUGUACAAAUGUUGUUUGUUUGUUAAUUUGUGGGGUUGUGUGUUUCUUGGUGUAAGUUAUAUUGUGCACUCAUGCAAACAGUGGGUUUGUUUGCUUGUUGGUGGUCGAUGAAUGACAUGGAACUAUUUAUGGUCA